UAGCCCCCAGUACUCUUUCCUCCGUGCUUUUACCGCCAGUGCCAUGCGUCGCCUACUGGAUUGUCUUUUACUUUUGGUCGUGGUGGCAGUGGUGAACUGUCAGUUCUCAGAUGACUAUGGUCCUGCGCCUCCCAGACUGUUGAUCCCCGGAGCAGUGCCACUAGGACCUGCCCCCUCGGCGCCCCGACGUCCAGUGGCUAGACUACAGGCCCGCAGGCAGCAGCUGGCCCCACAGGUGGAGGCUACACCUGCGCCACCUCUCAGACUGAGGUCUAGACCCAGCAACGGUCGUGCAGGGAGACUGCCUCCGCAGCCCUCACCUCAACCUACGCUGGCAUCAACCCCUCCGCCGCAGCAGUUCUUCUCUCCCACAUUCACAACGCUGCAGCAGCGACCACAGUCUUUCAGCCCACAGGAGGAUGCUCCCAUCAGACCAGUAAUAGAGGAGACGGAGGACGACUACGAGGAGGAGGUUAACAACUUCUCUGCCGCUCCUAACCCUACGACACCACCUCCUCCCCCACCGCCACCCCCCGCACCACAGCGACCUGCGUUCCGCCCCGAGAGGCCUGCGUUGUUGCCUACACCCGCUCCUGAGCUUAACUUUGUUUCGCCACCCAGGCAACAGCCAAGGCCAGCUCCGUCCAUUCUACCAGACGAUGACGAAAGUCUGAGACAGUACAGCAGGAACCAAUAUACUUCCAGGACCAAACAGGCAAGGCCCACCCCUGUAGCGGAGGAGCAACAGUUUAACAGACAAUACAACAGAGCCCAGUCAGUAGUGAGGGCCCCGCAGAAGCCUUUGUAUACCAGCCCCGCCAAACAAGACUACGAGAAGCCCAACAAGGCCCAGCGGCCCAGGAAACCAGUUGCUCAGGUUUUGAGGAGAUACCGAGAGGAGAACGAAGAUGGCAGCAUCACUUGGGGCUAUGAGAACGACGACGGCUCCUUCAAGGAAGAGACAAUCGGCACAGAUUGUGUGACUUACGGCAAGUACGGCUACAUCGACCCAGAUGGCACUCGUCGUGAGUACACUUACAGCACCGGCAUCCCUUGUGACAGGGAGAAGGAAAAGGACAGCCAGAAUCAGGCUAGCGAAGGAUACAUUGACUACGCAGAAAACAAGUACGUUCUACCCAGCGGCGAGACAAUCGACCUUAACAAGAUGGUGAAGAACCGAGCUAGAAAACCUGUGCAAAACACUCAAUACAGAAACUAAAGAGUGAACUAAAAGACUUAUUCAACAAAUCAAUGAAAUGCUUACUUCAUACGCGGAAAGUGAGCGAGAGGUACCUUUGUGGUACUGGUGCCAAAACUGUGUAAAAAGUCACACAACUAUAAUUUGAUCACUGUCAUAUUUAAAAUGUACCUCAUAAUCAGAUCCAUUGCAGUUGUAAGAUUUCAUUAUUUUUGUACUGUGUAUGUAUCAAUGUUAAAUUAAUUCAAUUUCCUAUGGAAAUUUGAAAUAAAGUUAUAAAAAAACUU
Macrosteles quadrilineatus (aster leafhopper) is the source of this 1485-nucleotide messenger RNA. RefSeq lists its product as uncharacterized. NCBI's taxonomy places the organism in Eukaryota, Metazoa, Arthropoda, Insecta, Hemiptera, Cicadellidae. The record is from RefSeq and is a predicted model, not a curated record. Gene Ontology annotation, molecular function: structural constituent of chitin-based larval cuticle. Bases 44 to 1219 code for a protein of 391 amino acids. Gene Ontology annotation, cellular component: chitin-based extracellular matrix. The transcript is spliced from 7 exons.